AUGAGUGCGUUUUCCUGCAACUUUGAAGUUCUUGACUCGGAACAGAUUUGUCACGCCAUUCCCUCCAUUCCUAAAGGUCUAUGGGUAUCUGAACUUCGCGAGAAGAAAAUCGAGUUGACUGACGACAGAGAGGGCCCAAUUGGCAUUCUUGUUGGAGCGGACGUCACGGGAAAGCUAUUCACCGGGAGGCGCGAGGUAUUAAGCUGUGGUUUGGUUGCUAUCGAAACUAGCCUAGGUUGGACCAUAAUGGGCCGCGUUAAGGACGCUGAGACAAGUUCUAUGGUUAACAUCAAUUUGCACUGCGCCCAGGAGUUCGACCCUUCUGAUAUGUGGAGGUUGGAUGUGUUGGGCAUCGAGGACCCCGCUUUGGUUAGUACCAAAGAAGAGGCAAAAACGGUUGUGCGUCGGCACUUCUUGGAAACAGUUAAGAUUUUACCUGAUGGACGAUAUGAGGUAUGUCUUCCAUGUCUGAAGGAACAUCUCCCGCUGCCUCGAAAUUUCGAUCUGGCCCGUGGUAGACUUGAAUCGACCCUAGCCAAGUUACGUAACGGUCAUUUGGUGAAAGAAUAUGAAGCGGUGUUUCAAGAAUGGAUGAAAGAUGAAAUUAUUGGAGAGGUACAGCUUGAUAAGUGGGAUUUCGGACAUUAUUUGCCUCACCGAGCCGUGGUUAAGGAAGCCAGUACCACCCGAAUUCGUCCUGUUUUCGACGCCUCGUCCAAAGAGAAAGGCAAACCUAGCCUGAAUAUGUGUCUAGAAAAAGGGGAGAGUUAUGUAGAGUUAAUCCCAUCGAUACUUCUACGAUUCAGACUGAACGCAAUAGGCGUUAUUUCUGACAUAAGAAAAGCCUUCUUACAGAUUUCUGUUUCGGAAAAGGAUCGGGAUAGCUUGAGGUUCCUAUGGAAGGACGAGGUCGGAGAGAUGAAAAUCUACCGUCACAGGAGGGUGGUGUUUGGGGUGACCAGUAGCCCUUAUUUGCUAGGGGCCGUUAUUGACCAUCAUCUCUCAAAGUGUGAGGAAAAAGUGGCUUCAAAAGAGGUUCCUUAUGAAAGAUCUGUCAUCUCACAGUUGCGCAAAUGCUUGUACGUUGAUAACUGUGUGACUUCGGUUGAUGAUGAGAAGGAACUUUUGAGCUUCAUGUCGCAAGCCAGGGAAAUUUUUAUGAAAGCCUGCUUUGAUCUUCGUGGCUGGGAAUGGAGCGACCCCGAUUGUGCUGCUCACACCAGUUUCCCCGUUCUUGGACUUCUGUGGGAUAAAAAGGAGGAUAUUCUCAGGUUAAACCCUCCCAAGCCUUUGGAAAGUGAUGCCAACACGCGACAAACAGUGAUGUCAGCAGCACACCGUAUUUUCGACCCGCUCGGUGUAUGUGCACUCGCCAUUUUGAUACCGAGAUUGUUAGUUCAAGAAAGUUGGGAUGAGGCUGGGAACUGGGAUACCCCUUUUAAUGAGCAAAGCCAGGCAACGUUCCGUAAGUGGAUGAGUCAAGCUGAUGCCUUGAAUCAAAUCGAAGUCCCACGAUGGUUGAAAUUGAACGUUGGUAAUGUGUCUCUACACACAUUUUGUGACGCAAGUCAGGUCGCUUAUGCCACCGUCUCAUUUUUGCGAGUUGAAACAGAUAACACGGUAUCUGUGAUAAUGGUGGAAGCGAAAAUUCGUGUUGCCCCUGUUAAGAGACCUACAAUUCCUCGCCUAGAGCUUCUGGCUGCAACAAUUGGGGCGCGAAUGGCUUCUAGUAUUGUAAAAGAGAUUGGCGAUGUAGAGUGCUAUUUUUGGUCAGAUUCUUCCACGGCUCUGUGUUGGAUCUAG
Molecule: messenger RNA, 1803 nt
Organism: Diorhabda sublineata
Lineage: Eukaryota; Metazoa; Arthropoda; Insecta; Coleoptera; Chrysomelidae
Exons: 1
Coding region: 1-1803 (600 amino acids)
Source: RefSeq, a predicted model, not a curated record